UACGCACCCUAGUGCAUAUGGUUCCAGAAUUUUCAUAAAAGCCGAGCCUUUUCUCGAUUCCACGGUUGAAGUUCGCUGAGUCCUUGUGUCGAGGUGGUUUUUUAAACAAUACCACAAUCAAUUCUGAAUUUCUUCACUCAAAAGUAUGGAACCAAGAGAGCUUCCAGUUCUCAGAUGGGGAAUCGUGGGGUGCGGACUCAUCUCUUCCUGGUUCGUAGCAGACCUGGUUCUCCCUCGGGCUACAGCACCAACAAACCAUGUCAUCCAGGCGCUCGGAUCGUCCAGCGUCUCGAAGGGCCACAGUUUUGCAGAGAAGCACUGCCCAUCUCAUCAUCCCUCUAUCUAUGCCUCCUACGAAGAUGUCUACAAUGAGCCGGAGGUUGAUAUCGUCUAUGUCGGAACACCACAUGUUUUCCACUUGGAGAAUGCACUGGGAGCCAUAAAGGGCGGAAAACAUGUCCUUGUUGAGAAACCAAUGACGAUAAAUGCGAGAGAUGCAGAGAUAUUGAUUUCUGCGGCGAAAGAGAAAGGAGUAUUUCUCAUGGAGGCACUCUGGACACGCUUCAACCCCCUCGCGGCCCAUCUCCAAAGACUGCUCCACCAAGAACGCAUCCUCGGCCCCUUACGCCGAGUUUUCAUAGACUUCUCCCUGUACAUGCCCUUCUCUUCUCUCCCAACAACUUCCCGCGCCUUAGAUCCAUCCCUCGGUGCCGGUGCUCUCCUCGAUAUAGGAAUCUACACUCUCACGUGGGCAGCCCUGAUACUAGAUUCUCAUCCCGACCACAUCGCAGCUGGCUCGCCACCACCCUGGAUGGCUUCAACAAUGUCUUUGACCAACGGCGUCGAUGAGACUACAGCCAUAAUAUUGAAUUAUAAGGACUUGGGGUGUCAAGCAAUUUGCACAUGCACUUAUACCUAUCCUGGGAAAAAGGAAUUCUGUCGUAUUGAAGGAGAGAAGGGUGAGAUUGUCAUUGGGGCCCCGAUUGCAGCAAGCAGCCCCGGUUGGUUGGAGGUCAAGGUUAGCGGGAGGGAGGAGAGGAUUAAUGUUGAGAGGGUGGAGGGAGCGAAGGGCUUUUAUUUUGAGGCCGACGCGGUGGCGGAGGAUUUGAGGGCUGGGAGGUUGGAAAAUGAUGUGUGCCCCUUGGGGGAGAGUUUGAGGGUUCUAGGAUUGAUGGAUGCGGUGAUAGGAUUGAUGGAUGCGGUGAGGAAGAUGAAUAGUUUAACGUAUCUGCGGGAUGAGAACUAAGGCCACUUUACGAGCGCUUCAAGUUACCUACCUGUCUGGUACUAAUUCAUAGCAAUAUAUCC
Messenger RNA from Hyaloscypha bicolor E, 1308 nucleotides. Its product is annotated as NAD(P)-binding protein. The record is from RefSeq and is a predicted model, not a curated record. Bases 146 to 1246 code for a protein of 366 amino acids. NCBI's taxonomy places the organism in Eukaryota, Fungi, Ascomycota, Leotiomycetes, Helotiales, Hyaloscyphaceae. Gene Ontology annotation, molecular function: nucleotide binding. The transcript has 3 exons.